UCGUCGCCUUCCUGUUGUUCACGGCCGUGUCCCCGCCCGCAGUGCGCCGUGCAGGUGAAGCUGGAGCUGGGGCACCGCGCCCAGGUGCGGAAGAAACCCACCGUGGAGGGCUUCACCCACGACUGGAUGGUGUUCGUGCGCGGCCCGGAGCACAGCAACAUACAGCACUUCGUGGAGAAAGUCGUCUUCCACUUGCACGAAAGCUUCCCUAGGCCCAAAAGAGGUGCUGUGGACCUGGAGAAAGUGGAUGGACCUUUGUUGGACACACACUGUCUAUAUGGUAGUCCGUUGUGCAAAGAUCCACCUUACAAAGUAGAAGAAUCUGGGUAUGCUGGUUUCAUUUUGCCAAUUGAGGUUUAUUUUAAAAACAAGGAAGAACCUAAGAAAGUCCGCUUUGAUUAUGACUUAUUCCUACAUCUUGAAGGCCAUCCACCAGUGAAUCACCUCCGCUGUGAGAAGCUCACUUUCAAUAACCCCACAGAGGACUUCAGAAGAAAGUUGCUGAAGGCGGGAGGGGACCCUAAUAGGAGUAUUCAUACCAGCAGCAGCAGCAGCAGCAGCAGCAGCAGCAGUAGCAGCAGCAGCAGCAGCAGCAGCAGCAGCAGCAGCAGUAGCAGCAGCAGCAGCAGCAGCAGCAGUAGCAGCAGCAGCAGCAGCAGCAGUAGCAGCAGCAGCACCAGUUUUUCAAAGCCUCACAAAUUAAUGAAGGAGCACAAGGAAAAACCUUCUAAAGACUCCAGAGAACAUAAAAGUGCCUUCAAAGAACCUUCCAGGGAUCACAACAAAUCUUCCAAAGAAUCCUCCAAGAAACCCAAAGAAAAUAAACCACUGAAAGAAGAGAAAAUUGUUCCUAAAAUGGCCUUCAAGGAACCUAAACCCAUGUCAAAAGAGCCAAAACCAGAUAGUAACUUACUCACCGUCACUAGUGGACAGCAAGAUAAGAAGGCUCCUAGUAAAAGGCCCCCUGUUUCAGAUUCUGACGAACUCUCAGCCAAAAAAAGGAAAAAGAGUAGCUCAGAGGCUUUAUUUAAAAGUUUUUCUAGUGCACCACCACUGAUACUCACUUGUUCUGCUGAUAAAAAACAGAUAAAAGAUAAAUCUCAUGUCAAGAUGGGAAAGGUCAAAAUUGAAAGUGAGGUAUCAGAGAAGAAGAAAUCAACUUUACCACCUUUUGACGAUAUUGUGGAUCCCAAUGAUUCAGAUGUGGAGGAGAACAUGUCCUCUAAAUCUGAUUCCGAGCAGCCCAGUCCUGCCAGCUCCAGCUCCAGCUCCAGCUCCAGCUUUGCGCCAUCCCAUACCAGGCAACAAGGUCCCUUACGGUCUAUAAUGAAAGACCUGCAUUCUGAUGACAAUGAGGAGGAGUCGGAUGAGGCAGAGGACAAUGACAAUGACUCUGAAAUGGAAAGACCUGUAAAUAGAGGAGGCAGCCGAAGUCGCAGAGUUAGCUUGAGUGAUGGCAGUGAUAGUGAAAGCAGUUCUGCCUCUUCACCCCUACAUCAUGAACCUCCACCACCAUUACUAAAAACCAACAACAAUCAGAUUCUUGAAGUGAAAAGUCCAAUAAAGCAAAGCAAAUCAGAUAAGCAAAUAAAGAAUGGUGAAUGCGACAAGGCAUACUUAGACGAGCUGGUAGAGCUUCACAGAAGGUUAAUGACGCUACGGGAAAGACACAUUCUGCAACAGAUUGUGAACCUUAUAGAAGAAACUGGACACUUUCAUAUCACAAACACAACAUUUGAUUUCGAUCUUUGCUCACUGGACAAAACUACAGUCCGUAAACUACAGAGUUACCUGGAAACAUCUGGAACAUCCUGAGGACACAACAACUGGAUGCAUCAAAAACUAUUGUCUUUUGUGGGGUUUUUUUUUUUUUUUGGUUGUGAUUUUUUUGUUGUUUAUAUGAAAACACUCAGAAUGAUGCAACCAAAAGGGAAAAAGUAAAAAUCAAACAACUUUCAGCUUUAUUUUUCUUCAAAGCCAGUCAUCAUCUCUGGAUAAAGGAGGAGAGGGUAAGCAAACCAGCCUCAGCGGACCACUCUUCUCUCCAAGGAAAUCCCAGGAAGAAUUAGCCUGGAUAGCCUUGAAAACAAGCAAAGCAAACCCAAGAACACUGAGAGAAUGUGUAUGGUGUCGUGUGUCUCUCUCUGUGGUGGUUCAUUCCACAGGACGGAUGCAUAUCCAACACACUGCCUUAUUACGUAACUGAUCUAUUUAUUACUGCGUACAGAUAUGCUAAAGUCUUGGAGGGCAUGACACCGCCAGAUGUCACGACACGUGGUCCCGUGGAUGCUGUAUCAGUGCAGCGCUCUCGCCGUCCCAAGCCCAGCGACCUUACUCUACACCGUGCCACUCUGCGCCACCUUCUUUCGAGUCCUUUAACGUGUUCAGUCUGUAUUUUCCACCGUCUGUUUUUCCAGGUCCAGGACACAGAUUAUCAAUUGGGAGGGGGGACCAAAUAGCCAACUUGAUUUUCUUCUUUUUUGUGGUCUUUUUCUCCUGAAAGUUGGGGCUCAGUCCUUGGCUGUAUCCAUGUAAUGAUCUUGGACCAUGGUAGAAAAUGCACCAAAUAGGAUCAUAUGACUUGCUGUCUAGCCUUAGUCAAUAAACCUGUAGGACUUUUAACAAAAGUGUAUCUGUAAAUGUCCUGAGUCCAGCAUUGUUAAGCUGUCAUUAACAUUCUUUUGUCUGUUUUACUGUUACAAUACUAGGUAAAUAAGGAAGUAAAAGCAUUCCACAGGAUCAUUUUAAAAAAGGAACUCAAGUCCUAUUUUCUAAAGAAAGUAGAAAUUAAUUCAGAUCUAUUUAUUAAGAAGAGUUUCUGAUCUCUGCAGCUGCCAGUGUGGGACUCGUCUUUACCUUCAAACCAGGAACCAGAAGUUUUUGUUUAUUUGAAUACGAUUCUCUUAAACGCUUUUGUAUUCAAAAAAUUAAAACCCUCCUUUGGGGAUAGUUCUUGGUUAUUCUGCCAUCACAGACUGUGUAUUAACUUGUAGAUUCAGUGGUUCGGUACCUGUUAGACACUUGCUAGGGUUUCCUGUAUUGUGAAAGUGAAGAAGACUGGGGAGGGAGGACUGUUUCUGUUCUUAUCGUACCCUUGUUCUGACACUAGAAAUCUGUCCUGUGGCAUGCAAAACAAAGCAGAUUAUUUUUAAAAGAAAAAGAUAACCAAAGUACUUUUGGUGUCAUUAUUGUACCCUCUCCAUUCAAGGAGAAGUGAAAUGAAAAGUGAAAACCGCUGUUUUCCAAGUUUUUCUAGGACUCAACUGGAAAGAAAAGAAAAGAAGAAACACUUCUGGAUCCAAAUGCCCUUCACUGGAUCGGCCUUAACGUCUCUAAGACCAUUGGCCAGCAUCUCCCUCGAGGGUUCCAUGCCAGAUGCUGGCCCUUCACUUAGAGAUUAACUAGUGUCUGUGCAGAAAGCCGUCUUUCCAGACCCAUUCUCUGUGGUAGUAAUGUAAAUGCAGAUUGAUAAUGAAAUGAUUUCUGCAUUUUAAAAGGGGGAUUUUUUACACUGUUUCUUUCUAUCCAAAGAAACUAUUUUUUUCCUUUAAAAAAUUAUAAUACAGCCAUGCUCCUUGUAAAUUACUUCUCUGAAGUGUCCUCCCAGAGGAUAAGUGUACUUUUUCAAGAAUGUUAUGAUUCUUUAUGAUGAUUGGCAUGAACCGUACUUGAAGCAUUUGUUGUAUAGUCAACUUCUUAAUGUGCAAUUACAGAGAUACUUUCCAAGUUGUUUUGGACAUUAGGUGGCUGAUUGUGUGAUUUUAGUUGUGUUUUGAUUUUUAACUUUACAGGUAAAAGGGAAAGGCAAUGUUUGUAUGAAAUGCU
This is a messenger RNA of Fukomys damarensis (Damara mole-rat), 3825 nucleotides long. It is a transcript of the gene Mllt3, whose product is annotated as MLLT3 super elongation complex subunit. Gene Ontology annotation, biological process: regulation of DNA-templated transcription. The transcript is spliced from 11 exons. The record is from RefSeq and is a predicted model, not a curated record. The coding region runs from base 127 to 1815 and encodes 562 amino acids. NCBI's taxonomy places the organism in Eukaryota, Metazoa, Chordata, Mammalia, Rodentia, Bathyergidae. Gene Ontology annotation, cellular component: super elongation complex.